AUGUUCGACACCCGCUUGGUUGAGCCAUUGGCCAUCGAUACCGGAUCUGCGCUGGCCUCCAAAGCCAACGCCUUUUCGUCUGCCUUUGAGUACACCGAGGAGCAGGUGUCCACCCCUACGACCGGCUCGCGGAGCCGUGCCAAUAGCCUAUCCUUCCACCACGCCGACAUCGCCGAUCUUUCGCCCAAGCGGCAGAUUCCUCCCAUGAAGCUAGCCACCGAUGGGCGCUACACGCCCAGCCCCGAACAGCCCCCCGCGCUGUUCGUGCGGGCCAUGUAUGACUACGAUGCAGACGACCACACCAGCCUGAGUUUCCAGAGGGGCGACAUCAUCCAGGUGUUGAACCAGCUCGACACCGGCUGGUGGGAUGGUGUCAUCAACAACAGCGUUCGGGGCUGGUUCCCCAGCAACUACUGUACCGUGAUCACCGAUCUGGACGAACUCGACGAGGUGCCGGAAAUCACCCACACACACACUCUGGAGAACGAGGACGUGAGCGCGGAGUCGGGCUUGGGCGAGGACUACGAGGAGGAGCCAGAGGGAGACGACGUUGACUCAGCAAGCAAUUCUCGCGACUCGCAGCCGAUUCUUCCCAUUGAGGGGGUCCCGGCUCCCAAGGAGCAGGAGGAGGCCGCCUUCUGGAUCCCUCAGGCGACCCCCGAUGGCCGCUUGUUUUACUUCAACACUCUCACCGGCUAUAGCACCAUGGAGCUGCCGUUUGAGAACCCGGCUGCCAACGAAACGAGCCCUUACGACCGCAGCAACUUUCUCGUGCCCGAUCAGACUCGACCUCCGCCGGAGUUGAUGGCACGUGGGUUCGAACGGGACGAGGAUGAUUACGAUGGCUCCGCAUCCGAAGCGGAGGGCGAGUCGUUGAUGCUUACCUCCCGCGAUUCCAUGUCCCGCCGACGCCAAUCCUACCUCGACGGCGUGUCACCCGCAACCUCCAUGGACUCGCUACACCCCCCGUCCACCAAAUCCAUCAUCGAGGGCAAAACCUCUCACCAGUCGCUCCUCUCACACAAGCUAUAUGGCUCCGCGACCGCCAGCAGUAACAACUCCAUUUCCGAUCACAUCCACCGGCCGUCGGUUUCCUCGGAAGUCCCGUCGCACUUCGUCGACGACGGUGCCUCGGUCAACCUUACCUGGCCCCUGCUCAUUGAUAAUAUGCGUCACGCCGUUGAAGCCUAUCGCCAGACGUUGAUGAACGGCGAUCGGUCGGAAUACGUCAGAAAAGCGGAAGAUAUCUCCGACCAUCUGCGCAUGUUGCUGGCUGCUGGCUCGGAUACGACUGACAACCACUCGGGAAACCCGUCCAUCAUCUCCACCAACAAGACCCUCUACCCCCACUUCAGAGAUAUGAUGUCCAAGUUCUCGAAGCUGGUGCUCUCGUCGCAUAUUGCAGCUGCAGAUUGGCCGGGUCCCGAUUCCACCAACAAGUGUCUGCAAGAGGCGGACGGCGUGAUGCAGGGAGUCUAUGGCUACGUCGAAGUUGCCAGACAGCAGCGCGGCGAGACGAUUAACCGCAUCGUUCCUGGGUUCCUCGUGGGUAGUUUUGCGGGUGGCUGCUGGCAGAACAAUGGCGUGUCUGUUGGCGACUCUGGACCGACCUCGUUCCUGGAUCAAGAUGCGAGCGAUUCGCGAGCUGAACCGUCAGUGACCCUCGAUGCGGCCCUGAUUGACCACAUCGAUGUUCUUCGGAGAUCGUUUGUGGGCAGUAUCCGUCGGCUAGAGGAGCGGCUGACCCUCAACGAUAAGAAAAUUGUCACCAUCGCAGAACACGAAGAACUCAGCAAUUCUGUUUCCACUGCCGCCCUGAAGGUCGUCGAACAGUUCCGUCCCUGGAUGUCUGCGGUCGAGUCCAUCAACUUGGCGCCACUCGGAACCAGCUUCCAGAACCCCCAGUUGGUUGACUUCAGCUUGCAGAAGCAGAGAGUGUACGAUGCGAUUGCCGACUUUGUCAUCAGCUGCCAAGCGGUGUCGGCGCCCCUGGGCGAUGAAUGGGCUGAGCUGCGUGGUGACUCGCUUGAUGACCGCUUGAUCGCUGUUCGGGGUGUCCACAGGCAGAUCGAGAACUACGUUUCGCAGAUCGGAUUCUCGCUUUCCCUUCUGCUGGAGCAGGUCCCCGAGCCAACCCAGGUCUUCCGCACGGAAAGUCGCAUGGGUGGAGAUAACAUCGGAGCCAAGAGCAUCCACAGCCGGUCAGAGUCCCAAUCGGUAGCUCCCACGGAGUCCAUUGGCAUCCCAUCCUCCUACGCCGUGGAUAAUUCCUCGCAUAAAGUGCGACGCAACAUGGACAAGGCGCAGCGCUUCUUCGGGCAAGCUCCCCCAGCGGCAAUCCCGCGAGAACCACCAGUUCGAGAGCCCGUUCGAGAGCCAGAAGAGACGCCCUGGUUCCUCAAGAUGGACCACGAAGGCGAAGUGUUCUACGAUACGAAGAAUGACAAUCCGACCCUGAAGUGCGGAACCCUGGCAGGGUUGGUGGAGCACCUGACCCGGCACGACAAACUUGAUGCGUCAUUCAACAACACCUUCCUGCUCACCUAUCGCUCGUUCACGACUGCCGAGGAGCUCUUUGAGCUGAUCACACAACGCUUUAACAUCCAGCCCCCGUUUGGUCUCAACCCGGAUGAAAUGCAAAUGUGGGUUGACCGGAAGCAGAAACCCAUCCGUUUCCGCGUCGUCAACAUCUUGAAGAGUUGGUUUGAGAACUUCUGGAUGGAGCCCAACGACGAUGCGCACAUGGGCCUCCUGCAGCACGUCCAUGCGUUUACUAAGGACUCGAUCGCGACUACGAAGACCCCGGGUUCACCGCAACUGCUGGCGGCUAUCGAGCAGCGUCUCAGGGGGCAGGACAACAGCGUCAAGCGCCUUGUUCCCACACAGGCGACUGCCGCCCCGACGCCGAUCAUCCCGAAGAACAUGAAGAAACUGAAGUUCUUGGACAUCGACCCCACCGAAUUUGCCCGCCAGCUCACCAUCAUCGAGUCGCGACUCUACUCGAAGAUUCGGCCUACGGAGUGUUUGAACAAGACGUGGCAAAAGAAGGUCGGGCCGGACGAACCGGAGCCUGCGACCAACGUGAAGGCCCUGAUUCUUCAUUCGAACCAGCUGACGAACUGGGUUGCGGAGAUGAUUCUCACCCAGUCGGAUGUGAAGAAGCGCGUGGUCGUCAUCAAGCACUUCGUCAAUGUUGCUGAUAAAUGCCGCGUUUUCAACAACUAUUCUACGUUGACUUCGAUUAUUUCCGCCCUCGGCACGGCGCCCAUUCACCGACUGGGACGGACGUGGGCCCAGGUCAGCGGACGUACGUCUACAAUCCUGGAACAGAUGCGCCGGCUCAUGGCGAGCACGAAGAACUUUGGCGAAUACCGAGAGACGCUCCAUCUGGCUAACCCGCCCUGCAUUCCCUUUUUCGGUGUCUAUCUCACGGAUCUGACCUUCAUCGAAGACGGCAUUCCGUCCCUCACGCCGUCGGAACUGAUCAAUUUCAACAAGCGCGCCAAGACGGCGGAGGUGAUCCGGGACAUCCAGCAGUACCAGAACGUGCCGUAUCUGCUGCAGCCGGUACCGGAGCUGCAGGACUACAUUCUCAGCAACCUACAGUCGGCGGGCGAUGUGCAUGACAUGUACGAUCGGAGCUUGGAAGUGGAACCCCGCGAGAGGGAGGACGAAAAGAUUGCGAGGUAUGCUAAAUCCGGUGGAGAGGUGAGCGCCUUGACUCUCGCGAGCAUGGUAGUGUCAACGCGUUGA
Messenger RNA from Aspergillus heteromorphus CBS 117.55, 3753 nucleotides. RefSeq names its product putative cell division control protein Cdc25. The transcript is spliced from 3 exons. The coding region runs from base 1 to 3753 and encodes 1250 amino acids. The record is from RefSeq and is a predicted model, not a curated record. Gene Ontology annotation, molecular function: guanyl-nucleotide exchange factor activity; protein binding. Lineage: Eukaryota; Fungi; Ascomycota; Eurotiomycetes; Eurotiales; Aspergillaceae. Gene Ontology annotation, cellular component: plasma membrane. Gene Ontology annotation, biological process: positive regulation of GTPase activity; Ras protein signal transduction.